GGCUCUUAUACCUCAACUGGCAGAGAGUGUGUUUGAUUCUGGACUGUUGACCGGCCCCAGAAUCAAACUGGGCUAAAAGAGAAACAGAUUUUAAAAAAGCGGGCAACAUGGCGGUGACAGGAUGCACGCAAUGCAUUAAAUAUAUGUUAUUCUUCUUUAAUUUUAUUUUCUGGCUGGCUGGAGGAGUGAUCUUAGGAGUGGCCCUGUGGCUCCGUCACGACAGUCAAACAAGCAACCUCCUCAUUCUUCAGUUUGAAGGCCAACAAGCACCAGGCACCUUCUAUAUCAGUGUUUACAUACUGAUAGCUGUAGGAGCUGUGAUGAUGCUGGUGGGCUUCCUCGGCUGUUACGGUGCCAUUCAGGAAUCUCAGUGUCUGUUGGGAACGUUCUUCUUCUUUUUGAUCAUCCUCUUUGCCUGUGAAGUGGCUGCAGCUAUCUGGGGUUUCAUGAACAGAGACACAAUCUCCAAAGAACUGAUCAACUUCUACGACUCGGCAUACAUCAAGGCUGUGGAUGUCUCGGGCUCUCCCAGUAAAGAUGCCGCCAUCAAGGUGCUGGAUGUUUUUCACACCACGCUCGACUGUUGUGGUAAAGGAGACGACACGGCGCUCUUCAAACAAGUCGCCAGCACAUUGUGUCCCAGAAAGUCUCCGGAAGAUUUUCUGAGGUCUCAGAGCUGUCACGACAAACUGAUCGAGCUCUUUUCGGAGAAGCUUUAUCUGAUUGGCCUGGCCGCGCUGGUGGUGGCCGUCAUCAUGAUCUUUGAGAUGAUCUUCACCAUGGUGCUCUGCUGCGGGAUCCAUAAUGCCCCAGCAUACUGAGCCCACAUAUUGAUGAGCACCGUGACUCUUUCAUGGUCUUACGUUGGUCUUUAUGCAGUAGCUCCUCUUUCUUAUUAUUAGAACACAGCAUGGUGGAUAUUUUUGCUUUUAUUUUAUUUUAUACUAAAACAUGCGAUUUGUUGUCAAUUUAUAAAGGAUAUUCUCUAUUUAUCUUAGGGCAUAACCAUCACUUCCUUGAUCUAUACAGUGUAUAUGCUGUAGAAUAGUUAUUUGAAUUCAUGCUGUUUUUAUGGAUGUAUAAAUUGUACAUAUGCACGUCUUGUGUUGAAAACCAGAGGCCAUGUUUGAUGUGUAAGUGACAUGUCUCCCUGCAGUGUUACACAAUUGGACCAGCAGGGUUUCAAUAGUCAUCUGUAGCCUUACUAUCGUGUUUUCAGUCAACUUUGUUCAAUAAACCAUCUUUAUGCUGUA
This is a messenger RNA of Phyllopteryx taeniolatus (common seadragon), 1253 nucleotides long. Its product is annotated as CD81 antigen-like. The record is from RefSeq and is a predicted model, not a curated record. Gene Ontology annotation, cellular component: membrane. The transcript has 8 exons. Lineage: Eukaryota; Metazoa; Chordata; Actinopteri; Syngnathiformes; Syngnathidae. The coding region runs from base 108 to 821 and encodes 237 amino acids.